This is a messenger RNA of Osmerus eperlanus (European smelt), 2918 nucleotides long. It is a transcript of the gene rflna, whose product is annotated as refilin A. Gene Ontology annotation, biological process: negative regulation of chondrocyte development; negative regulation of bone mineralization involved in bone maturation; skeletal system morphogenesis. The coding region runs from base 436 to 1095 and encodes 219 amino acids. Gene Ontology annotation, molecular function: filamin binding. Lineage: Eukaryota; Metazoa; Chordata; Actinopteri; Osmeriformes; Osmeridae. The record is from RefSeq and is a predicted model, not a curated record. The transcript has 4 exons. Gene Ontology annotation, cellular component: actin filament bundle.
GCGACCUCUCCGAGAUCCGGCUGUUCAUUUGAGCUCAGACUGAGUUGGUGUGGAACACUGUAUGACAGAUUAUUGCCAGAUAGACUGCUGAGUUUACAGUCGGUGUUGUUUUAGAUGACUUUCCACGACAUUUUGGUCUUUUCUUAACCCGAACGAAGGACAGGACUACGUAACAUUAUUUCUAGAUUUUUGUGGAGAGUGUGUGUCUUAAUGUUUACGGUUUUAUUUUGGGAAUAAUACUACGACCCUGCAAGUGCAAUUUCAUAAACCACGGAUACCAAAUCUGAGUGAGAUCUGCUUUGAACGGUUGACCCAUUGUUGUUCGUUUUCGGAUGUCAAGAUUUUUUGCGCAUUUGGCUUUGAAGUCCUUCAAGAAUAUUGUUUGACUCUGCCUCGAGUGACUUAGCCUCCUUUUUGUUUGGAGUUUUCCCAGAAAUGGUGGGGCACCUACAUUUACAAGCUAUGGAUGAUAGUCUGAAAGGAAAGAAUCGGGAAGGACUGCUUGACAGUCCGGAUUCGGGAUUACCACCAAGUCCAAGUCCGCCCUUCUAUUCACUGUCUCCUGGUCUGCUCGAAUCCCGCUCGGGGAGUUGUACGACUCCUGUUGAAAAUCAUGGAUACUACAAAAAGGAGAGCAAGGAAGGCAAACUGCUGCCGUACCUCCUCCUGAACGCCACGGGGACGGACCCCAGGGCGCGCAUGUACCCCGUCUUUUUUGGCGAGAGCAUCGAGGUCAACCCCAAACCUGAGCAGAAAAUCAAGUGCAACUCUCAGGUGAAGUACGACUCGGACAAACACUACCGGGACCAGGUGUACUGCGCUCCCGUUCCCACGGUGACCUCCUACAGCGAGACGGUGGUGGCGGUGCACAACUGCACCUGGCGUAGCUUCAAGUCGCAGGUGUACCUGGAGCCACGUCAGAGGCCCCUGCACUACCAGAGCACCACCAUCAUCUACCCCAAACACGCCAAGAACACGUAUCGCACCACCCUCAGCUACAACGCCACGGGGUCCCGCCGCUGGUUUGUGUCCACGGUGCAGCUGGAGUCCAGCGAAGACGCCAGUCCUUGUAUCAUCUACACGGAGGACCUGUAGAGGCCAGGCCCACCCGGGACAGAGACUGAGGGGGGGAGGCUGGGGGGGUGGCUGGGGGAUGGACCCAGACCGGGAUGGACAACUUUCAUACUAGGACUAUGAGACACUUGGGAAUCUCUCCUGAAAAGGAAGUAAACAGGGAGAUGGCCGGCGUCUCUCAGCUGGAGAUCGUAGGACUGUGUUGGGACGAAACGGGCAGAUGAGAUGGAAACGAGAUAGACCGGAGCAAGGAUUGACCUGUUUACUGGGUGUAUAGACAUUUCUACUGACUGUCAUUAAGUAUGGAACUGGUCUUCGUCGGGUUGAUGGAACUGUGCUUCAUGGUUCAUUAGUCUUAUCUAUCCCUAGCUGCCAUGAGUCCAGGCCCUCUACCCCUGCAGAACCUAGCAUACGUUCCUGAUGGUUAUUCAGAACCUACUGUAGGAGGAGAUUGGAACCCAAGGCCCCAAGAUGAAACAUUUUGGACUUCUUUUGACUGUCUGUCUGUCUGUCCAGCCGUGAGCAGAUCACUAAAAAUGAAUGCCCCACAUCACUUGUAGAAACUAACUUGCAUAGAGCAAACCAGUAUCAGGGCCUGAUUGCACUUGUCUAAAUUGAGUCCGGUUUUGGGGGAUGCGGGGGGUAGAUUUAUGAAACAUUUAAUAAGUUGGACCAAAGCUGUACCACAGGAGAUGUCACUGAGACAUCUCUAGGAUCCUCCAGCAGACACAUGGUUACUGAGGUGUUCAUCAAGAAUCCUAUUCUUCGCCAUUGGUUUCCACAACGCAACAGAAUCUAAGGAGGAACGCUGAAUACAACAAGUUUGUAUUUGUUUUUUCUAACAGGCUUUAUUUCCACUCUGCUACUUUGACAACAAAAAAAAAUUCCAGAGUCAUAGAACCGCCAAGCCAUACCAAGGAAACAGUACUGUACUGUUUCUAACAGCUUUACUCUCUGUGGUACAGGCCUGGGAGUCUGAUAUACAAGAUCAUUGACAGCUCAACUCCUUUCCCUCUUCAGAUACAUUUCUAUGAUAUUAGAUGGUGAAAUGGGUUUAAAUUGAUUUGCGGCGAUGUCAGGUAUUCACGAUGGAGAUUUUUGGAAACGCCUGAUCUCGCUCAUGUCUUUGUCUGUCUUAUAUUUGGAUGAUUAUUUUUGAACCUGGUAAAUAUUGAACCUUGUAUUAUGAAUUCAGAUCUUACCUCAGUUUUUUUUUUAUCACGUAUCUACUUUUAUUUCAUGGAGAUGUGUAUUCCCAACAUUCAAUUGGUAUUUUGAGCUACUUUUCGAUGAAAGAUGCUGAGCUUAACACGUUAAAAAGGAAAUCGUUUUAGCUGCGAUGAGAACAGAGAGAGAAGGGGAAAGUGAUGAGGGACUGUGAGUGAGAGUGGCUCUUAACAGUUCUUGUUAUGAGAGAACAUGUAUCGAUGGAACAGUAUUGUCACUGUUAUAAGAACACAGUCAGCUAAUAAUACUGAACAGGUUUGGACAGAGAGAGACUGUUUACUGGAAAGAUUGUUGCAGGGUCAAGUUAUGUGCAGAAGGAAUAGUAAUGUUGCGAUGAAAUGAGCAGAGGCUACAAUUGAUUGGGUCAUUUCAUGUAGAUACUUAAAAACAAUUUUCUUGUUUCCUAACACUUGAUUUUUGAUGUUACUGUAAUAUACUUUCCUGUUGUAUAUGUGGCAUUGAGGCACUUCAUAAUUCUCUUUAUAUUUUUGUAUAUUUCCCAUGCCAAUCAUCUUUCUUGGUUUUUAGACGAGAGAAAAUAAUUUAAAAAGGCAAUUGCGUAUCCUAACUGAAUAAAAAAAGAAUCAAACCCAAACAGUUGAAUCUUCUUUGUUUGU